Messenger RNA from Brassicogethes aeneus, 618 nucleotides. Lineage: Eukaryota; Metazoa; Arthropoda; Insecta; Coleoptera; Nitidulidae. The record is from the annotation of a GenBank genome assembly.
UAUCUAUUUUAUAUUAUAAAAAAAUAUUUCAAAGCCAACUUAUGAUGUUUUAGAGAUAUUUAAUGAAAUCUUAAUACUCAAGUAAUUAUAAUACCUACUCAAGAUGAUAUCUGUUAUAAAGGGAUUUUUGCCAAAAGUAAACACCGUCUUAGCAACCUCAGGCAACAAUUUAAAAACUUUUAUAAGAUCUGAACAUGGGAGAUUGGAAUCUCCUGGACAUAGGGUUAACAACUUGGAACGUAAAUUUCUGGUAUGGACAGGCAAAUACAAAACUGUAGAAGAAGUUCCAAACUUUGUUGCCCAGAAUGUUAUGGAAAGGGCUAGAAACAGGAUGCGUAUUAGGAUUGCAAAUUAUAUGAUUGUCGGUACAGCUGUGGGUUGUCUUAUCAUGGUUUAUAGCGGUAAAAAUGCUGCCAAAAGAGGCGAAUCCGUGCAACAACAAAAUCUUGAAUGGCACAAAUCAGUAAAAGAGGAGGAAGAAAGGGUUAAAAACCAAAAGUAAUUGUUUAUUAUUAACAUUUUAGUCUUCUAUAGGUUAUAUUGUGAAUGUAUUUUAUCAAUUUUGCUUCAUUGUAUAUUAUUAUCUCUGGUAAAUUAGGAAUUAAAUUAUAAAAUUAU